Molecule: messenger RNA, 2662 nt
Organism: Calliphora vicina (urban bluebottle blowfly)
Lineage: Eukaryota; Metazoa; Arthropoda; Insecta; Diptera; Calliphoridae
Product: mucolipin-3-like
Exons: 3
Coding region: 314-2296 (660 amino acids)
Cellular component (GO): lysosomal membrane; plasma membrane
Molecular function (GO): NAADP-sensitive calcium-release channel activity
Source: RefSeq, a predicted model, not a curated record
AGUUUCAUUUAGUACGAUUUUAUCAUUAUUUUCUUUACUAUUUAAAGUGUACGCUAAAGAAAAACAUAAAUUAAUUAAUAACGGAUGUAUUAAAAGCAUUUCUAUUUGUAUAAAAUUUAAAAAAAAAUAUUAAAAUUUCAAUUUUAAAUAAACGAUAUACGACGUAGAAAUUUUCUUUUGCUGUGAGUAAGCGGAUCAAGGUGACAAAUAUUUCAACACCUAGUCCGAACAGCAAAAGAAAUUUUCUGCCUUUCUAAAAGAAAACUUAGUGCAGUCUCUUGAAUUAACAAAUUACGGCAGUGGAGCUUAUACAAUGUCAACAGGCAAUUAUAAUGCUGCCACCAAGGAAGACCGUAAACAAAAUGAAACAGAAGCACCAGAUGUAGUGGUAACCCGUCGCAGACCAAGUGGUGGGGAAGAUUCACGCUGUGAAAGUGAUGAAGAAUUUGCCAGUCCCCACAGUCAUACAGCAGCCUCGAGACAGUCUUAUAAGGAAGCUAUGAAUACGCCUUUAUCCGAUGCUGCUGGCAGAAAUGCCAGUGGAUUCAAUGAAAUGCCUGCAUCAUCUACAUGUAUAGAAGGUGUCUCUCCUAUGGCCAUGUAUAAUGAAGAGCGCAUGAGACGCAAAUUACAAUUCUAUUUUAUGAAUCCCAUUGAGAAGUGGCAAGCCAGACGAAAAUUUCCCUACAAAUUUGUAGUGCAGAUUGUUAAAAUCGUUUUGGUCACCAUGCAAUUGUGUCUGUUUGCUCACUCACGUUACAAUCACAUCAACUACACCUGGGAUAAUCGUAUUGCAUUUUCACAUCUAUUUUUACGUGGUUGGGAUUCGUCGCGUGAAGUUGAAUCUUAUCCACCUUCUGUGGGUCCAUUUGCACUCUAUGAGAAAACUGAAUUUUUCGAUACCAUAGAUUACGCUUUAAACGGUUAUGCCGCUAUGAAUCGUUCCAUUGGCCCCUACGACUAUCCAACCCAGGACAACAGUAUGGCUCCUUUGAAAUUGUGUCUGUACAAUUAUCGUGAAGGCACCAUAUUUGGUUUUAAUGAAUCCUAUAUUUUUAAUCCCCAAAUUGAGUUGGUUUGUGAACAAUUGCCCUCCAAUGUUACCGCCAUAGGAGUGCAAAAAUAUCUAAUGCAGCGCGGCGUGGAAGUGAGUUUCUCCUCACUGGUUAAGGCUACAUUGGUAUUUGCCAUAAAGACGGUUAAUUUUAAAGCUUAUGGCGGUCCUUUGUCGGCUCCCGAUUGUUUUAAAUUUGAUAUAACCAUAUUCUUCGAUAAUAGAGAUCAUGAUGGCCAAAUGUUAUUGUCUUUAGAUGCGGAUGCUACACGUUUGCAUUGCAAGGGAGAUGUGGAUUUUAUAUCAGAUGCUGAAUUUGAUGCCAUUUUAAGAUCAAUAUUGAAUAUAUUUGUUUUGUUGGUGUGCUUGCUGUCUUUUGCAUUGUGUGCCAGAGCAUUGUACCGGGCCUAUUUGCUGAGAUGUCAAACGGUGGGCUUUUUCCGCAGCCAUUUCAACAAGGAAUUGAGCUUUGAGGGUAGACUGGAAUUUGUUAAUUUCUGGUAUAUUAUGAUUUUAUUCAAUGAUGUUUUACUGAUUUUGGGUUCAGCUUUGAAGGAGCAAAUCGAACGAAAAUUCCUGGUGGUGGAUCAGUGGGAUACUUGUUCUUUAUUUUUGGGUAUAGGCAAUCUGCUGGUGUGGUUUGGUGUUUUGCGUUAUUUAGGUUUUUUUAAAACCUAUAAUGUGGUAAUUUUGACUUUGAAAAAGGCGGCUCCCAAAAUUUUCCGCUUCCUAGUGGCUGCUCUUUUGAUAUAUGCCGGCUUUGCUUUUUGCGGUUGGCUGAUAUUGGGACCAUACCACAUGAAAUUCCGCUCUUUGGCCACCACCUCAGAGUGCUUGUUUUCAUUGAUCAAUGGCGAUGAUAUGUUUGCCACAUUUGCCACCAUGUCCUCGAAAGCCAGUUGGCUAUGGUGGUUCUGUCAGAUUUAUCUGUAUUCCUUUAUAUCCCUGUAUAUAUAUGUGGUGCUAUCACUCUUUAUCUCUGUCAUAAUGGAUGCUUAUGACACCAUCAAACGUUACUAUCGCGAUGGUUUCCCAGUGUCAGAUCUGAAAGAAUUUGUGGGUACCCGCACCGAAGAGGACCUGACAUCGGGUGUUUUCAUGAACACUAUGGAUGAUUUUGAUCACAGCAGUUUCUUGGAUGUGGUACGUAAAGUUUGCUGUUGUGGCUGUUGCCGUAAUUCGAACUCGGCCAAUGAUAAUGGUCCCACCGGUUAUACCACUUUGACAAGUAUUAUCAAAUGAAUACAAGUGAUUUUUUUUUUUGUUUCGUGUAGUUUAAAUGUACACUGUGUUAUUAUUUAGUUAAAUGUGUUAUUUUUUUGUGCUCUUGCUUUUAAAUGUAAGAAAGAAAAUGCUUUUGUAAAAUUUAAAAAACUAGUUUUAAGUUUUGAUAUUAAUUAAUUAACCUUCCUGUAAAUGUAAAAGAAAACUAUGAACUAUUUGCUUCACAAAUACAUAUAGCCAAAGGAUCUUAAAUUAUUUUUCGAAUACAUUUUUUUUUGAGGAAAAUAUUGAAAAAACAUUUAAUAGUUAUAGUAAAUACAACAAUAAUUUAAAAAAAAUCAAUAAAAAUAUACAAACAAGUAAUUAUUUACGAAAAACAAUAAA